AUGCUCUCCUCCGCUUCUCUCGGUGCCCCCCUGGCGCUCUACCAGACGGCCGCCGGGAGGCUGGAUAAGUUCAUCUUGGACCACCUGCAGCCCGACGAGGAGUUCUUGAGCGACGUGCGCCGGGCCAUCGACAUCAUCUGCGCCUUCCUGCGGGAGAACUGCUUCAAGGAUGCCGCCCCGCCCCGGCCCCGGGUCCUGAAGGUGGUCAAGGGAGGCUCAUCAGGGAAAGGCACGGCUCUAAAAUGGGGCUCGGAUGCUGAUCUUGUGGCGUUUCUCAGCAUCUUCAAGCAAUACAAGGACCAGGAGUCACACCGGAAGGAGAUGAUCGAGGAGAUUGAGAAGAGACUCAAAGAAUUCAAGAACAAAGAAGAUAAGAAUAUAGAUGUCCUGUUUGAGCCGUCCAGGUGGCCAAAUCCCCGUGUGCUCAGCUUCACGCUCCGCUCUUAUGACCUCAAGGAUUCGAUUGAGUUUGAUGUGCUGCCAGCCUUUGAUGCGCUUGGUCAGAGAACAGGCUCUAAGCCUUCCCCACAAGUGUACAUUGACCUGAUCAACAGCAGCCAUCGAGGGGGUGAGUUCUCUCCCUGCUUCACUGAGUUACAGAAGGACUUCAUCAUUGACCGGCCAACUAAACUGAAGAGCCUCAUCCGCCUGCUGAAACACUGGUACAAAGAGUACAAAUCGCAGCUCCAAACCGGGGAGUCACUUCCCCCAAAAUAUGCGCUGGAGCUGCUGGCUGUCUAUGCCUGGGAGAAAGGAAGCGGAAAGACAGAUUUUGACAUGGCAGAAGGAUUUCGGACAGUGCUUUGGCUCCUGCAGCAGUACAAGCAACUGUGCAUAUUUUGGACAAAAUACUAUGACUUUGAGAACGAGACCCUCAGACGAUAUCUGAUAGGCCAGCUCCGGAAGCCCAGACCUGUCAUCCUGGACCCAGCUGACCCAACUGGGAUUGUGGGUGAAGGGAGCCGCUGGGAUCUACUUGCACAAGAAGCUGAAUAUUGUUUGAAACAGAAAUGCUGCACAAACUACUCAGUUCAUCAUUGGGAUGUACCGGCAGAAAUCCAAUGCAAUCCAUGUAAUCUAUGCAGCAGGUGCGAUGGGGGGAAGAAGCGAUUUACCCCAGCUACCAAUUUGGAAUUAGUAGACCUCUUCCAGACGCUUAUCAGACGAGAGUUCCAGAACAACCGGCGUUGUUUCAGCGUGGGCGGGGCAGCCCUCCAAUCUGCCCAGCUGAUUGGCGGGCCGGCUGCAUCCCCGGCUGCUCGGCGACAGCUGCGGGGGCGUGUCAUUUGCCCGCGGCUGGCUUAUCACUGUGUUCAGGCUCAGGUGACGUCGGCGAUGUUCUCCGCUGCUGGCGUCUCUGCCCCCAUGGAACUCUAUGAGACACUCUCCAGGAGGCUGGAUAAGUUCAUCGCUGACCACCUCCAGCCCAAUGAGAAGUUCUUGAGACAAGUGCGCUGGGCCAUCCACAUCAUCUGUGAUUUCCUGAAGAACAGCUUCAAAGAUGCUGCCCAGCCCCAGGUCCUGAAGGUGGUCAAGGGAGGUUCGUUAGGGAAAGGCACGGCUCUAAAGGGGGGCUCGGAUGCCAAUCUUGUGGUGUUUCUCAGCGUCUUCAAGCGAUACAAAGACCAGGAGUUCCGCCGGGAGGAGAUGAUCCAGGAGAUUGAGAAGAGACUCAUAGAAUUCAAGAACAAAGAUGAAAAUAAUAUAGAUGUCAUGUUUGAGCAGUCCAGGGGGCCAAACCCCCGUGUGCUCAGCUUCACGCUUCACUCUGAUUACUUCAGGGAUUCGAUUGAGUUUGAUGUGCUGCCAGCCUUUGAUGCUCUUGGUGCGUAUGUUUGCAUGAGGGAUGGACCUCCCCCACCCCCACCCCAAGUGUACAUUGACCUGAUCACCAGUGGCUGCCAAGGGGGUGAGUUCUCCACCUGCUUCACUGAGUUACAGAAGGAAUUCAUAGUUGACCGGCCACCUAAACUGAAGAGCCUCAUCCGCCUGCUGAAACAUUGGUACAAAAAGGUACAGCAGCUUGACAAGAGUGCCUGGGCUUUGUACAAAUCACUCCCCCCAAAAUAUGUGCUGGAGCUGCUGGCUGUCUAUGCCUGGGAGAAAGGAAGUGGAAAGACAGAUUUUGACAUGGUAGAAGGAUUUCGGACAGUACUUUGGCUCCUCCAGCAGUACAAGGAGCUCUGCAUAUUUUGGACAAAAUACUAUGACUUUAAGAACGAGACCCUUGGACGAUAUCUGAUAGGCCAGCUCCGGAAGCCCAGACCUGUCAUCCUGGACCCAGCUGACCCAACUGGGAUUGUGGGAGAGGGGAGCCGCUGGGAUCUACUUGCACAAGAAGCUGAAUAUUGUUUGAAACAGAAAUGCUGCACAAACUACUCAGUUCAUCAUUGGGAUGUACCGGCCUUGCACUUGAAUGUGAAGUUGCUGACAGGACAGAUGCAUUCCCUGGAUACCCAUGCUAGCAAAACCAUCUGGGAUCUCAAAAUCCAAAUUGCCCAGAAAUCAGGGGUGCCACCAUAUCAGCAGAAACUGGCCUGCCAGAACAACAGUCACAUUGACCUGCGGGAUGGGGCCCAACUGUCUGAGUUUGGGCUGAAAUCUGAAGAUACCAUCGUGCUGGUGGUCAAAAACGAAGAGCUCAUUACCAUCUUCCUGAAGAAUGACAGAGGCAGAACCAGCACAUACCAGGUCAUGCCUUCGGAGAAGGUGGAAAUCUUCAGAGCCCGGGUUCAGCAACAAGAGAACAUCCGGGAACAACAGUUCUGGCUGACUUAUGAUGGGAGGCCUUUGGAGAAUGGCCAUAAACUGUCAGAUUACAACAUUGCCCCACACAGCACCAUCUUCCUGAACCUGCGCCUGCGUGAAAUUAAGCUGGUGAGGAUGGCUCAAGCUGAGGUUCAGGCGGCGCCGGCGAUGCUCUCCUCCGCUUCUCUCGGUGCCCCCCUGGCGCUCUACCAGACGGCCGCCGGGAGGCUGGAUAAGUUCAUCUUGGACCACCUGCAGCCCGACGAGGAGUUCUUGAGCGACGUGCGCCGGGCCAUCGACAUCAUCUGCGCCUUCCUGCGGGAGAACUGCUUCAAGGAUGCCGCCCCGCCCCGGCCCCGGGUCCUGAAGGUGGUCAAGGGAGGCUCAUCAGGGAAAGGCACGGCUCUAAAAGGGGGCUCGGAUGCUGAUCUUGUGGCGUUUCUCAGCAUCUUCAAGCAAUACAAGGACCAGGAGUCACACCGGAAGGAGAUGAUCGAGGAGAUUGAGAAGAGACUCAAAGAAUUCAAGAACAAAGAAGAUAAGAAUAUAGAUGUCCUGUUUGAGCCGUCCAGGUGGCCAAAUCCCCGUGUGCUCAGCUUCACGCUCCGCUCUUAUGACCUCAAGGAUUCGAUUGAGUUUGAUGUGCUGCCAGCCUUUGAUGCGCUUGGUCAGAGAACAGGCUCUAAGCCUUCCCCACAAGUGUACAUUGACCUGAUCAACAGCAGCCAUCGAGGGGGUGAGUUCUCUCCCUGCUUCACUGAGUUACAGAAGGACUUCAUCAUUGACCGGCCAACUAAACUGAAGAGCCUCAUCCGCCUGCUGAAACACUGGUACAAAGAGUACAAAUCGCAGCUCCGAACCGGGGAGUCCCUUCCCCCAAAAUAUGCGCUGGAGCUGCUGGCUGUCUAUGCCUGGGAGAAAGGAAGCGGAAAGACAGAUUUUGACAUGGCAGAAGGAUUUCGGACAGUGCUUUGGCUCCUGCAGCAGUACAAGCAACUGUGCAUAUUUUGGACAAAAUACUAUGACUUUGAGAACGAGACCCUCAGACGAUAUCUGAUAGGCCAGCUCCGGAAGCCCAGACCUGUCAUCCUGGACCCAGCUGACCCAACUGGACUCCUGGGAGAGGGGAGCCGCUGGGAUCUACUUGCACGAGAAGCUGAAUAUUGUUUGGAACAGCAGUGCUGCACAAACAACUAUGUGUCCUCAGUUCAUCAUUGGGAUGUACCGGCCUUGCGCUUGAAUGUGAAGUUGCUGACAGGACAGAUGCAUUCCCUGGACAUCCAUGCUAGCAAAACCAUCUGGGAUCUCAAAAUCCAAAUUGCCCAGAAAUCAGGGGUGCCACCAUAUCAGCAGAAACUGGCCUGCCAGAACAACAGUCACGUUGACCUGCGGGAUGGGGCCCAGCUGUCGGAGUUUGGGCUGAAAUCUGAAGAUACCAUCAUGCUGGUGGUAAAAAACGAAGAGCUCAUUACCAUCUUCCUGAAGAAUGACAGAGGCAGGACCAGCACGUACCAGGUCAUGCCUUCGGAGAAGGUGGAAAACUUCAGAGCCCGGGUUCAGCAACAAGAGAACAUCCGGGAAGAACAGUUCUGGCUGACUUAUGGUGGGAGGCCUUUGGAGAAUGGCUAUAAAUUGUCCAAUUACGACAUUGCCCCACACAGCACCAUCUUCUUGAAUCUGCGCUUGCGAGGCGGCUGCGUUGGCCAAGCAUCCCUCCUGAGCUUAGCUCAGUGUUUCUCUGAUUUUUAA
Euleptes europaea (tarantolino) is the source of this 4497-nucleotide messenger RNA. Its product is annotated as 2'-5'-oligoadenylate synthase 3-like. The transcript is spliced from 21 exons. NCBI's taxonomy places the organism in Eukaryota, Metazoa, Chordata, Lepidosauria, Squamata, Sphaerodactylidae. Gene Ontology annotation, biological process: negative regulation of viral genome replication; defense response to virus; regulation of ribonuclease activity. Gene Ontology annotation, molecular function: protein binding; 2'-5'-oligoadenylate synthetase activity; double-stranded RNA binding. The record is from RefSeq and is a predicted model, not a curated record. Bases 1 to 4497 code for a protein of 1498 amino acids. Gene Ontology annotation, cellular component: nucleoplasm; cytosol; membrane.